Sesamum indicum (sesame) is the source of this 3440-nucleotide messenger RNA. RefSeq lists its product as uncharacterized. The record is from RefSeq and is a predicted model, not a curated record. Lineage: Eukaryota; Viridiplantae; Streptophyta; Magnoliopsida; Lamiales; Pedaliaceae.
AGGGGUUGACGGGGUAAAGUGUUGGCGCCUGCCUUCUUCUACCGGUCGUUUUCUAGAGAGAGAGGAGAGAGGAGAGGAGCAUCAACCCUCUUUCUCUUUCCGAGUCUUGUUUAUCGUAUACGUUAAAGCAGAUGCAUUUACACAACAAUAAAUUUAUACUAUUUAUGCACAAUUCUUGUCUGCUAUUCUAGUUAUAUUUUCUCUCGUCUACCCGCCAAGCUUGAUAACUUCUUGCAUGCUUAUUCAAAAAGAUCUAAACUUGGACCUGCUUUCUCUCUUUUUUCCCAACAGCCCAUAAGGUUGGAAAGAAUUGAUUAUCGGUAGCAGUUUGAAAGGAUUUGGUAAAUGGGAAAACAUUUCUGGUUUAAGCAUGCAAAUGAUGAUUCACAUAGUAAGCAGCCGGGCUGCAUGUGGGGAUUAGUCCAUGUGUUGAACUAUCAUCAUUGGCAGUUUAACGUGAGGAAGAUGAUCCAACACCACAAACAUGAAGACCGAAGACAUAAUCAAUAUGGUUUUCUACAUCGGUUGUCAUCAGGCGAUUGGACUCCCGCUGCAUAUAUACAUCGCCAUGAUGCUCAUGAAGCAGAAAAGCUUUUGAGUGAGAAAGAGAGUUCAUACAUCAGUACUAAAAGAUCUCGGGCAACCAAGAAGCGAUCUCUCAAAGCACGCAUAAAAGCAUUGAUUGCCGAAGAGAUCUCUAAGGACAGUGAGAAUGUACAAGGAGAAGAAGGCUUUUCUUUCAAAUCAAAUUUGCAGAGAACUUAUUCCAUACACCACAUGGAAUCUCUGGCUGACGGCUUUGGUAAAAUACACAAGGAUUCCAAACACCGAAUCCUUUUCCUCCCGAGGAAUGUGGAGAGUCUUGCCACCCAAUCACUAGAUACUACUCAAAUGAAGGCUGCUGGAAAUCAAGAGGCAAGCAGAGGAAAAUCUGAUAUGUACAGCCCCAUGGAUACAGCGAGACAUGAUACUAAAGAGGACUCUGAUCUUCUGGAGAUAUUCAAGGUAGACAAGGAGUUGCUUAUAAGACACUUACAAGAUGCUGAUGAGAGCUUUGUUAAUUUCUCCCAUAGCGCAUUGGGUUUGAAUUCAAAAGCAAAAUUUGGCAAAUCAAGAUCCUUCCCAUUGGCUGAAUUGUCACGGAGCAGAAAACUUAAGCCCAUUAAACUUGAAAACAAACAGAGAGAAGUUUGGUCAUUCCCCAGAGAAGACAAAUCUCAUGCUGCUAAUCAAGCCUCCAGGUUGGCUCAUUCAGAUUAUUUGGGUAGAAGAUCAGGUGAACUAGCUGAUGAUGAUGAAAGUAAUGGCAUUUCACAUCAAGAUAUAAAGGCCGAAAAUAUAAUCAAUAGCAUUGGUGAAAAACACGAGGAAGAUGAUAUCAGAAAACGUUCUCAUCGCAGAAGUUCGUCUUUGAAUGAAUCAAUGUAUAAAUAUACUCAGCUGUUUGAGAACAGUUUCCGAAUGGACACCAAGUUGAAACCUUCUAACAGCUUGAAAUUAGCAAAUGAAUAUGGACCUGCUACAGUAUUCUUCAGAAGGAUAGGCUCUCUAUCUAAUGUUGAUUCUUAUUAUUCUAAUUCAGAUUUUGAGGUAUUGGGUGAUGAUCUCUCUGGAAAUGGCUCAACUGUAACAGAAAAUGACAGGAGUUCAGCUCUCCUUAAGGACGAUAGAGAAAAUGUGCCUCUAAAUGCAAAUGCUGAGGCUAUAUGCCAUAAUGAACCAGUUCAUAGAUGUAAUAGCAUGCAAAUAAAGGAAGAUGAUGCAAGCUUAAGGUUGCAUAUAAGCGAUGACAACACUGAAAAGUUGGAUGAUCUCAAAGCGGAAGCAGAUAAGCUGGACUAUUCAGACAUUGUCACCAAGGAGAUUAUAGAUCAAGGAUUCAUUUUGGAUUCAGAUGUAUGCUUGGAGGAAACAGAAUGUUAUCAAGUAGACCAUCAAAUUUCUGAAGGUUUGGAGCCCAGAUCCACUACUGAUGAAUUGAAUUCUUCAAUUGACUAUAACGAUCUCAAAAGCCUCCAUAGCAAGUCUUCGUCAACCCAUAUCACUCUAAAACCUGAAAAAGGUGAAAUACCUGACACAGUAGCUGAAGGUGUUAUGCUUGGCGGACAUUCCAAGAAGAGCAAUUCGGACUUGUAUUAUGUGAGGCACCUUCUUCAUCAAUCGGGCAUAGCAGGAGACUUGUCUGAUGUAACAUGGCAUACAUCUGACCAGCUUUUCAGCCCAAAGUUAUUUGAGAAAGUCGAAGCUUGCUGGCCCCAUGAACGAGAUCAGUUAACCGGAUUGCCAGACUUCUAUGGCUGUUGGCACCAUCGAAUGCUGUUUGAUUUAGUUGAUGAAGUUUUACUUGAGGUAUAUGAUAUGUCACUCCCAUAUUACCCUAAGCCCUUGUCGUCAAGCUGCCAUGUCCGUCCAUUUCCCAUGGGAAGCCACAUUAUCGAGGAGGUCAGCACAAGAGCUGGCAUGCUGCUGAAUUUGAAGCCAGAUGAAAAGCAGUCCCUAGAUUGUAUUGCGGCUCAUGACCUGUAUCAUGACCGCAGCUGGAUGAACCUCCAGCUGGAAUCCGAGUGUGUGGCACUUGACGUUGAAGAAAUGAUGUUUAAUGAACUCUUGGAAGAGGUAAUAUUUUCCUGAGUUUACUAAGUUGCAUAUUUAGAGGCCCUUUUCUUGCUCCCCUGGCUUAGGUCUUCACAUGAAAUUUUGUUCUGGAUUCUUUGUGUAAAUAGCACAAUACGGUUUUUGCUGAGGGAUAGUUUAGAUCAUAUAUGGAUAUAGAUCACGUUAAGUGUGCUCCCUCCGACGAGCAUUUAAUUUUCACUCUGUGUCGUGUAAAUAUGAUGCCGGAUAGUUCAACUAUUUAUUGUGUUUUCUCUUCAUCUGAUGUCACCAAUCGAUUCACUCUCUCUCUCUUAAGCUCGACUCUUUGAUUGAGCUCCAUAUUCACAUUUUUGUCCACCAAGAAACAAGAGGUAUAUAUACAAGAUUCAGAAAGUAGACACAGUUUUUCUCAAGAGACGAUGAAUACAACAUAAUAUUUCUGAGUUGAAUGAUCGGUGCUAGCUUCUGUGGUUCUAAAUCGUUACAUCAUCAACAUUUGCAACGAUCGCAUGAGCAAUUGGAUCCACACUUGCAGGCGUGGCGUGUCAGCACUCUCAUAUCCCUGUGAAUACCUACAGGGGUCAGAAACUAUUUAAUGGUUCAUUUUCCUUCACUUAGGAAAUUCGGAGAAAUAAAUAAAGAUUUAAGGUCAUCUUAAGUUUUGAUGGAGUAAUGGCUUUGUUUUUAUCAUAUACUAGACAGACAUCUUUACUGCAGCUCUAUCAGUGAUGGUAACAGUGUAUUGUUUCGCAGCUUGUCCAACAGCAGAUUUGCGCGUGAAGAGGCAUGUUAAAGAUAUUAAUAUUAGAUGAUUCUCAAUUUUAACUGUUGAAACUUUAUGAUAA